This is a messenger RNA of Microthlaspi erraticum, 1629 nucleotides long. NCBI's taxonomy places the organism in Eukaryota, Viridiplantae, Streptophyta, Magnoliopsida, Brassicales, Brassicaceae. The record is from the annotation of a GenBank genome assembly.
AUGACCCACCAAACCCAGCGCCGUCGCCGUCGUCACUCCGCCGUCUGCCACCGUCAUCCCACUUCCAAACCCACCACCGGUUUCUGUGCCACCUGCCUCCGUGAACGCCUCUCCACCAUCGAAGCUCUCACUUCCCCCCUCGCCGCCUCCGAUCAGGUCCCUGAGCUCCGCCGUGUUCGCUCCUACUCCGUUCGCGACGCAUCCGCCGCUGAUUUCGACCAGCCGCGACGCAGAUCGUGUGAUGUUAGGUCCAACGAUCGAUUUGCCGACGAUGACGACGAAGAGCUGCUGGAGAGCUCGAUUCGGUUCCCCAUGGUUCCGGAUUUGAAAGAGGAGGAGGAAGAAGAAGAAGACGGAGAAGUAAUUAGAGGUUUUGACGAAGGUGAACCGAGUAGGAGACUCGUGGAGGAAGAAGAAAUCGAAGAUGGAGAGCAGAAGACGAUGAAGGAGUUGAUAGAUCUGGAAUCGAGAAAUCUACAGAGCAAGAAGAACAACAGCAAAGAUAUCGCUUCGGUAUUUAGCAGAACGCUUAAGAAAUUUUCACUCAAACAUCCGAAGAACAAGAGCACAUUGCAAAAUCCAGACGCCGGAAAUGCCCUCGGCCGUCGCUCAUGCGAUGUAGAUCCUAGGCCUUCUCACGACGCAGGUCGAAUCUCGUUCGAGGAGCCAAGAGCGUCGUGGGACGGAUGCUUGAUCGGAAAGACGUAUCCGAAGCUGAUUCCUUUGUCCUCUGUGACUGAAGACGCCAAAGCCUCUCCGGAGAAGAAACCUAAAGACGAGGAGGAGGAGGAGAAGAAACCAGGCGGGACAGCUCAGACGAGGGAUUACUACUUGGAUUCGCGGCGGAGGAGAAGCUUCGACCGGUCAUCGAGACACGGAUUGCUCGAGGUUGACGAAUUGAAAGCUAUCUCCAACGCUAAGGUAUCACCUGAAACUGUUGGUUUGUUUCAUGGAGCGAAGUUGCUUGUCACGGAGAGGGAGCUGAGAGACUCGAAUUGGUACUCAAUCAAGAACUACAAACCGGAGAGCUUAGAAUUAGGUGGUAAAGGUGUUGGUGGUGUUGCUGCUGGUGAGGUGAAGCAAGAUGGUUUUGCGUUGAAGAAGAGUGGGAAGAAAUGGUCUAAAGGAUGGAAUCUCUGGGGGUUGAUUCAUAGGAAAACGGAUAAUGCAACCAAGAACGAAAUCAAAACCGGGGAAAGCUUGAAACUUGGAGGAAAUGCAGUGGAUGGUUCUCUAGCUGAGUCUCUGUUGAAGCUUAGGAGAGUGGCUAAAGGAGAAAGCAACGGUGAUGUUAGCGAGAAGCUCAUAAGAAGCUACAGCGUUAGUGCAAGAAAGUCUUGUGAUGGCAUUGUUCAUGGUGCUGCUUCUGUUGUUAAUGGCUUUGAAGGUGGAAGAAGCUCUUGUGAUGGUUUGUUCCAUGGCUCUGUUGAGACAGGAAGGAGAAGUUCCUGCGAAGACGGAUUGUUUCAUGCCGUUGAAGGCAACCGUAAUCGUCUUCUUCAGAGAGACGACGCCAAGCUUGGUACUUACUCGCCGGAUAACCUCAGAAAUGGUAUGGUUAGAUUCUACUUGACUCCAUUAAAGACCCACACGACAAGCAACUCCGGGAAAACUAGGCUUAUGAAUUAA